Molecule: messenger RNA, 840 nt
Organism: Penaeus monodon (black tiger shrimp)
Lineage: Eukaryota; Metazoa; Arthropoda; Malacostraca; Decapoda; Penaeidae
Exons: 5
Coding region: 72-839 (255 amino acids)
Biological process (GO): pyrimidine nucleotide-sugar transmembrane transport
Cellular component (GO): Golgi membrane
Molecular function (GO): pyrimidine nucleotide-sugar transmembrane transporter activity
Source: RefSeq, a predicted model, not a curated record
GAACCAGAAAGCAAUUAAAAUAAUGAUACUGAUAAUGAUACAUCCAUAAUAACAAUUACAAACCAGAUAUAAUGAGUUCGUAUCCCCCUUUCCCCCAUCAGGUAUCACGUGACACCCCGAAGCCAUGGCGGGUAUCUUUGAAAUUCGCGAUUCCAGCCGUGUGUUAUCUUGUCAAUAAUUCUUUUCAUCUCAACGCCCUUGCUGUCACGUCACCGCCCGUGUGGCUGGUGCUGGUGCAGACGCGCACGCUCUUCACGGCUUUGGCUUAUAAAUUUGUGUUCAGACGUGACCUGCGAUGGAAGCAAGGCCUGGGCUGCGUCCUGGUGGUGUCCAGCAUCGUCCUGACCAAACUCUCGUCGCUGCAGGAGAAUCGGAACACCAUCUCGAGCGCCCUCCUCCUCCGGUCGCAGGUUUCCGCCCUGCUCUCGUCCGCAGCGUCUCUCACGAUUGAGACCCUCCUUAAGAAUGACGGCCGGAGCUUCGUGGAGCAGCAAGUGUGGUUAUAUCUCUGGGGAACUUUGCUGGGCAUAACCACUAUCAUUUCCUCUGAGGACCUGCCCGUGCUCGUGCAACACCUGAAGACAGUCUCGUGGGCGUGGCCUGUCUGGGCGUUAGUGGGCGGGGCUGUGACGUCAUCGGCUCUGUCGGGGCUGUGCAUUCCGCAAAUCGUCAAAAGGCUUGAUACUGUGGUCAAGGAUUACCUGGUCGCCCUCAACAGCCUGGUCCUCGCAGGAGUGACAGCCGUCCUUUUCCCUUCUGAGUUUGCCUUCGACUGGCACUUCCUCUUGCCAUUGGCUGUGCUGCUGGCUGGGGUUUUCCUGUACGAAAAGAAGGAUUAAA